This is a messenger RNA of Megalobrama amblycephala (Wuchang bream), 4381 nucleotides long. It is a transcript of the gene zc3h18, whose product is annotated as zinc finger CCCH-type containing 18. The record is from RefSeq and is a predicted model, not a curated record. Gene Ontology annotation, molecular function: metal ion binding. Lineage: Eukaryota; Metazoa; Chordata; Actinopteri; Cypriniformes; Xenocyprididae.
UGUCGAGCUUUGAUGACGUCUGUGUAAUGGCCGCUCUCACUGUGUCGUGCAGGGUUUAUGAAUUUCUCCGUUAGAGAAAAAUAAGAACCCCAGACAGAUCGUUCACUGUUUGAACACAGUCACCCCAAGGAAAGAGACCGGGUGACUCCCUACACUGAGACCCUGUCUCUCGAGACUCUGUGGUUUGAAAGAGUUCUUGCUCAUGGAUACACCUGAGAGCCCCACCCAGUCCCCACAAUCUCCUGAGGAGGAGGAGAAGGGUCUCUCCGACAACGAGCUGCUGGAGUCGCCUGAGUCCCCAGCAGAAGCAGACAAGGGAGUGUCAGACAGUGAGCUCUUGAAUGAUGAUGAAAAUGAAGCACAGGAGGGAGGAGGAGACUCAGAUUUUGAGGAUGGAGACAGGGUAGUAGCUGGCGGAGAAGAUCCAGAGGAGGUUUCAGACCUGGAAGACUUCAAGAUGGACAGGGAGGAGAGAGAAGACAUCCACCAACAAGACCUUGGUUUGACUGUCCGAGGAAGCAGGCAGAAUGCUAGCCAGGAAGAGGAGGAGGAGGAGGAGGAGGAGGAAAUCCUUGAGACGCCGAGAUCACCGGAUCCUGACUCACCGGGCCCAGAGCACGAGCGACCUUUUACCCCAGCGGAGGAGGAACGAGACGAGGAGGAUGAGGCAAGCACUAAGCCUGGCCUUGGCUGUGCUGAGCUUGAGGAAGAGGAAGAUGAGGAAGAAGAGAGGAGGAGGCGGCGGUUGAGGGCCGCUGCGGUGGUAGUGAGUGAUUUGAAGGACGAAUCUUCUGUGUCCAGAGAUCUGGAUGAGCAUGAGCUGGAUUAUGAUGAGGAGGUUCCAGAAGAGAUGAGCGCUGCUGCUCCUGAGGAGGACGAUGCAGAGAAGGGUCCCGCUGGAGAGGAUGGAGAAGAUGAGGAAGAGGAGGAUGAAGAGGAGGAGAAGAGACGAAAGAGAAAGGAAAGAAAACCAAUUCUGCCUCCAGAUAGAGACACACCGCUGAGAAAAUCUGAUGACUCAAGGGAAGGAGGCAGGAGAGAUUCAUUCCGUGAUAAAAAGAAAGAGGAAGAUGAUGGAGAGAUUGAUGAGGGAGAAAUAGAUGAUGAUGACCUUGAAGAAGGGGAGGUAAAGGACCCCAUGGACAGAAAGAUCAGACCCAGACCAAUCUGCAGAUUUUUCAUGAAAGGUAAUUGCACAUGGGGCAUGAUCUGUAGGUUCAUCCAUCCAGGAGUCAAUGAUAAAGGCAAUUAUUCCCUCAUCUCCAAGCCAGAUCCCUUCUCUCCUAAUGGAGCUCCUCCUGGGGGAGGAGGACCUCACCCCCUCAUGCCUGCUAACCCCUGGGGAACCCCUGCCGUAGAAGAGCUGCCUCCCCCUCCACCUCCUCUAGAUCCUCCGGUGGAGAGCGCCUGGGAAAGAGGCCUUAGACAUGCCAAAGAGGUGUUGAAGAAAGCCACCAUCCGUAAAGAGCAGGAACCAGAUUUCGAGGAAAAACGAUUUACCGUAACCAUAGGUGAAGAUGAUCGAGACUUUGACAAAGAAAACGACUUCUUCAGGGAACGUGGUUAUCGUAUAACCAGAGAGAUCCGAGAUGCUGGUGAUAUUGAGUUCAGAGAUCCAGGUUAUGGUGAUCCAUAUGGUGACCCAUACUAUGAUUAUGAGAUGGAAGCUUUUUGGCGAGGAGGCCAGUAUGAGAAUUUCCGAGUGCAGUACACAGAGACCCCACUGCCGUACUACCCUGACCGAGAGCGGGAUCCACGCGAGCGCCACCGUGAGAGGGAACGAGAGCACGAAAGAGACCACCGUGAGAGGGAGCGCAGGCAGAGAGAGCGGGAAAGGGAGAGAGAGCGGGAAAGGGAGAAAGAGAGCCGGCGAAGGAAGGACGAAUGGGAGAGGGAUCGUCUGAAACGUGACGAAAAGGAGGGAAGGCCGAGAGAGCGGCCUCCCAGAGAGCCGCGGGAGAAAAAGGAUGAGAAGGAGAAGCCACUCAAACCACGUUCGCCCACAAACAUGCCACCCAGGGGGCCAUUGGAGCCACCAACUAAGAAGGAGAUGGUCCCUCUGCCCAAGAGGCCAGAUGAAUGGAAGGACCCCUGGCGUAGGUCUAAAUCCCCUAGGAGAAGACCAGGUCUCAUGGGCUCCCCUCCGCGUGGCCGUAGGCGACACAGGCCCUCUGGAUCUUCAGUUUCUCUCUCUAAUUCAUCUAGGUCUUCAUCCCGGUCCUCCUCAUUCACGGGUUCUGGUUCUUCCCGUUCCCGAUCUCGUUCACGGUCGUCUUCAAUGAGUUCCUACUCGAGUCACUCCUCUCAGCAUAGCUCUUUCAGCGGAAGCCGCUCUAGAUCGCGGUCCUUCUCUUCCUCACCCUCACCAACCCCCUCUGCACAAAGAAACACUAAUAAAAACAAACCUGAGCAGCCUCCUGUUGCAGUGAAAGGCCACCCGUUGAAGCCUGGUGCACUGCCCCCUCCUCGCAGGGAGAAAGGACCUCCCAAAAUGAUGCCCAGCCCCUCAUUGCCUGAACAGCCGGGGAAACCACCUAAGCCAAUCACAGAGGCGGGAAAGCCCCCCAACCCCCGUCCAGCUGGAAGACCACCUGGACCCAGAGAACCGAGAGAACCCCCCAACGUGAGAGAAGGGCGUAAGAAAGAACGUCAACAGCACAACCCACCUCGCAGGCGAACAGUGAGCGGCAGUAUAAGUGGCAGCAGUUAUUCUGGCUCCAGCUCAAAAUCCCGUUCCUCCUCCGCCUCACUCUCCCGGUCCCGUUCCGGAUCCCACAAGUCUAGGUCUCUGUCGGUCAGUAGCGUGUCAUCUGUCUCCUCCGCCUCCUCCAGCAGUAGCUCGGUCAGGAGCGCUGACUCGGAUGACAUGUACGCUGACCUGGCCAGCCCUGUGUCCUCUGCCAGCUCCCGAUCACCCACUCCAGGCCAUGCUCGCAAGGAAAGGGGCCCUCCACGGGACAGGGGCCCCAACAAAGAGAGAGGAAAACCACCAAAGAAAGACGAGCCUUUCAAAGAUGAGCGAAAACGAGUGGACCCCUCUGGUCUCCCCCCUAAAACCAGCUCCAGCAUGCCUAGAUCUGGGAACAGAGGUCACCCCAUGCACCCGCCGCCUAUGGGUCCUCCAGGAGGAUACGGCUCUCACAAGGACAUUAAACUUACCCUGCUCAACAAGCAGCAAACUGACAGGGGCAAUAGGAAAAGGUACUUUCCUGCCGAUAAAGAGCGACCCCCUUCGCCUCUCAGCAAGAGGAUAGCAAUGUCACCUGACAGAGGUCGAGACAGGAGAAUGCCCGGGCGACCCCCGCUGUCUCCCAGAAUGGAUCGGCCCAAAGGCCAGGGUCCUCGGCCCAUGCCACCACAAGGAGAAAGGAAGCGUCCUCUAUCUCCUCCACCCAAGUCUUCUGGGAAAGGCCCUGCUGCAGUGUCUGCAGGUAAACCUCCUGCGCCCGGAGCUGGAUCCGGUUCCGGCUCCGCUUCUAGUUCUGGCUCGGGCAAGCCGAGCAGCACCCUUUCUCGCCGCGAGGAGCUGCUAAAACAGCUAAAGGCUGUCGAGGACGCCAUAGCCCGCAAAAGGGCAAAAAUCCCUGGGAAGUAAUCGACCUGGCGUCAUCCAGCUUCUGGGACAUCCAGUUUUGCCCAGUGUUUGCCAGAAACGGGGAAAUGCUUGCCGUUCUGAACUCCAAGGAUGUCUCACAUAAAUGUCCUCUGGAAAAGAGACCGCAGUUACAUUUCUGCUUGUUUUGCCCUCAGAGAGAGGUUGUCUAGAUUUUAUAUCAAUGUGAUAAAGUUGAGAAGUGGCGCUGUUCACUUGUUUUCGCAGGAUGGAAUCUUUACUGUAGUGUCUCAAAGAUUAAAAAAACUGUACAUUCAGUGCACAUUUUUGCUCUUCAUCCUGCCACAAUCCCUUCUCUCAUAUAUUCUAGUUGCUUUUUCCUCACUCCUGUUAUUUGAUGGGGCGAGUUACGGUGGACAGUGUUUGGACCAUCCUGGACGCAUCUGCGCAUUCAACGUCGGUCCUGCUCAAAGAAUCUAGAACUGCCUUUUCCACCUUAACCAAUGAAUCUGUCUAUCCGCCGCCAUGUGUUUAGCCAUUACUGUUUUUCACCAUGUACAACUACAAAGCCAGAUGACACAAUACCUGUUGCUUAAAGUGUAUGAUUCUAGAGAACCAAUGACAGUGAUGUGAAGUAUUGUUUUUUAAGAUUCUGCAUUGUUCCCCCCUCCCCUAGCUUUUCAAGUGAAAACCUGCAUUUUAUUUGUCCCUCAUUUUUAGUUGAAAGUGUGAGAGGCUGCGAUGGGGACACCUGAAAAUAAGGAAUAAUUCCGUCUUGCUUUUUGUGACAGAAAAAAGCUUCUAAAUAAACUAUUUUGAUAAAGAGAA